AUGACCAUAACUACGACCAACCCCUCGUACUUGGACCGCUGCACCCAAAAGCGGGCAGUUCAAUACGCUCUGAUUCCUUCCGAGUGGCGCAUAGAUCCGAUCCCCUCAGUUGAAUCGGAACCAAAUGCGCUUCCCCUUCUCCGCACUCUUCUCGCCCCUCAAGAGCUUUCCUUGACUGAGGAGACAGAUAUUGGCGUGCUACUGCGGCAACUUUCAUCCGGCGAACUCUCUUCCGUAGAGCUAACGCGUGCAUUUGCCAAGCGCGCAGCUCUUGCGCAUCAACUAACAACAUGCUGCACAGAAAUCUUCUUUGAAGAGGCUUUCGCCGCAGCGAGAGAGCUAGACAGCCAUCUGGCCACAACGGGUACCACGGUCGGUCCCUUGCACGGACUGCCUGUAUCUAUCAAGGAUCUGUUUUCCGUGAAAGGAGUAGACACUUCUAUCGGCUGGGUCGGCCUCACCAACAACCCAGAGCAAGCGGACAAAUCCGUCGCUCGAACACUUCGCCGCCUGGGCGCUGUACUCUAUGUGAAGACCAAUCUACCACAGUCAAUGAUGAUGUCUGACUCUUACAACCACGUCUUCGGACAAUGUGUCAACCCAUUUAAUCGAGCAUUGAUAUCCGGUGGUAGUUCUGGUGGAGAGGGGACACUCGUUGCUGCUCGUGGGAGUGUACUUGGAAUCGGGACGGAUCUGGGUGGAUCUAUUCGUAUCCCAGCUGCCUUGUGUGGGCUUUAUGGAUUGUCGCCGAGCCCUGGCAGACAUCCGUAUGAGCGGGGAAAGUAA
Penicillium brevicompactum is the source of this 786-nucleotide messenger RNA. RefSeq lists its product as uncharacterized. The coding region runs from base 1 to 786 and encodes 261 amino acids. NCBI's taxonomy places the organism in Eukaryota, Fungi, Ascomycota, Eurotiomycetes, Eurotiales, Aspergillaceae. The transcript is spliced from 2 exons. The record is from RefSeq and is a predicted model, not a curated record.